CUACAGCUACGGUUAGUUGAGCUCUGCGGCCGUUUGGUCGGGAGGGAGUGGCAUGCAUGUCGACGGUGGCGGUCAGGUCAUGCCGGCCAUGAACAUCCAAUCCAAUCCAGCAAGGUUCUUGUUGUUGGUGCUCGUCGUGGCGUCGUCGACCCUGAUGAUGGACACAACAACGGCGCAGCUGCAGUACGAUUUCUACAACACGACGUGCCCGGGCGUGGAGGACCUGGUGCGCGCCGAGCUGCUGGCCCUGUUCGCCGCCGACGUCACGCUCCCGGCGGGUCUCCUCCGGCUGCACUUCCACGACUGCUUCGGCGCCGGCUGCGACGCCGCGCUCCUGCUAAAGUCGCACAACGGCACGGCCCAGCGCGACGCCGACCCCAACUCCACGGUGCGCGGCUACGAGGCCAUCGAGGCCGUCAAGGCCAAGGUCGAGGAGGCCUGCCCGCUCGUCGUCUCCUGCGCCGACAUCAUGGCGAUGGCGGCGCGAGACGCGGUCAACUACACCCAGGGCCCUGCGUACGCGGUGGAGACCGGGCGGCGCGACGGCAACGUCUCCCGCAAGGAGGACGCCCUGCGCUUCCUGCCUCCCGCCGACGGCAACGUCACCGUCCUCACCCAGUACUUUGCCGCCCAGAACCUCAGCUACAAGGACAUGGUCGUCCUCUCCGCCGCCCACUCCAUCGGUGUCGCGCACUGCCCCUCCUUCUCCAACCGCCUCUACAACUACACCGGCGCCGGCGACCAGGACCCAUCGCUCGACGCCGACUACGCCAAGAACCUCACGGCGAAGUGCAAGCCGGGCAACGUCGCCACCGUGCAACCGCUCGACCCCACGACGCCCAGCACCUUCGACCUGGGGUACUACAACAACGUCUACAACCACCGGGCGCUGCUCGCCUCCGACGCCGCGCUGCUCAACGACAGCCUCUCCGGCGCCUACGUCCAACUCAUGACCAACGCCUCCUCCGUCGACGUCUUCUUCGCCGACUUCGCCGUCUCCAUGAUCAACAUGGGAAGGAUCGGAGUGCGCACCGGCACCGACGGCGAGAUCAGGGCCACAUGCGCAAUCUACGUCGACUGAUCGCUGCUUUAAUUUGAGAUUAUUUUUCCAUUAUUCACUUCUUCUUCUUCUUCUUUUCUUCUCCCUAACUUUAAUUUUGUUCUUAUGCGUGGUUCAUGAAUGUACGUCGUCCUUGGCAUUGUAUUAUUUGAAACAUUGGUUGGAUGCAUGGUUAAAUCAUUGGUUAAUUUGUGCCAAAACUGAACAAUAUACUGGUGAUUUGAAUUCA
This is a messenger RNA of Setaria italica (foxtail millet), 1289 nucleotides long. Its product is annotated as peroxidase 1. Gene Ontology annotation, biological process: response to oxidative stress; hydrogen peroxide catabolic process. The transcript is spliced from 2 exons. Gene Ontology annotation, cellular component: plasmodesma; plant-type cell wall. Gene Ontology annotation, molecular function: heme binding; peroxidase activity. Bases 53 to 1081 code for a protein of 342 amino acids. NCBI's taxonomy places the organism in Eukaryota, Viridiplantae, Streptophyta, Magnoliopsida, Poales, Poaceae. The record is from RefSeq and is a predicted model, not a curated record.